This is a messenger RNA of Cutaneotrichosporon oleaginosum, 5385 nucleotides long. RefSeq lists its product as uncharacterized. Gene Ontology annotation, cellular component: HOPS complex; late endosome. Gene Ontology annotation, biological process: protein targeting to vacuole; endosomal vesicle fusion. The record is from RefSeq and is a predicted model, not a curated record. Gene Ontology annotation, molecular function: protein binding. NCBI's taxonomy places the organism in Eukaryota, Fungi, Basidiomycota, Tremellomycetes, Trichosporonales, Trichosporonaceae.
CCUUCAUCUCCAUCAUCUCACGACCGCCGCCAUCUCCGACACCUUCCCCAUCUCCGUCAUUACCGUGAGCUUCGUCAGCACCAUCACCCGUCCACACUUAGAAAGCUCUCAUCGCUUUAACGGUACUCCUUCUCUCCCCAUCAUCCUCUCGUCCGGCUUCGCUUGCUGGCCCCAUGAUGCCUAAUAUCGUCUGACAGCCUUCUUCCUCCUCCCAGCAGCAUGUCCACCCCUCCGUCUCCCCAUCAACCUGCAACGCGGAAAUUAUCAAACGCCUCCUCCGGUGACCUCACCGUUCGCCCGCGCCGGCCAAGUUCCUCAAGUGCGUUAUCCGUGCCCGUCCCGGACGAGGAUGACAACGAAGUGCCAGACGGCUUUCUCGACCCUUCCAACCAGUCGUGGACUGCCGACCCAUGGGGGUACUCUUUGCGAGAGCCGCCGCCUCCACUGUGGCGCCAGGCCAGCGACGAGGUAUACAACGAGAACGAGGACCCGGAGCAAGGUCCCAGCGACUACUGGUGUCGUUCCUCGCCACCCCUGUCACCAGAACUGCCAACUGCCUCGUCUGAUCCCUGGCUGCGAAAUAUGUCCGAUGUGGCCACACCCGAGAGCGAGGACGAACACCAGGACACUGCUGAGUACUCCAAGCGUCUGGAACAGGUCCUGUCAUUCGCCGAUCAGUCACCCACCCCGUCACCGAUGAGACGGCGGGAUAGGAAUCGGGCCAUGUACAUUGGCGACGGGGAUGAUUCGGGCGACGACGAUUCGAGACAGCUUCACAACGGCAAAGGCUACGACGAGGUUGUUCGGGACGUACUGCAUGAUGGCGGGGAAGCGGCAAUCUCGCCGUCCGUUGAGCAGGAUGAAGACGAAUUUGGAGCUCUGCCAGUGCGCUCGAAAGAGGAAUCUAUCUUGCGCACCCCAUCAACCACAUCACUGUCAGCCUCAGUUCAGGAGAGGAUACAGUCGCCCAUGCGCUCCAGCCCCUCGGGUCCUUCGCGAUCUUACAUCCACCCUUCGGUCUCAAGGCUGCGAUCGCAACCUCAUGUCCGCAGCACCUCUACAUCUACCCACUUAACGGCGUCGAGUCUUGCAAACCACACGCGUCUCCCGAGCCACUUCUCGCAGGUUUCCCUCUCGCGCUCGGAUUCCAUCUCAACUACCUCAAUCGCUGGCCCAGCCCGCUCUUCGGUUGCGGCGCCAGAAUCUCAGUCCGUCGCCGAGGAGAUGAAGGGCCCGGCAUUUACUUUUCAUCCCCUCCGCCACCUCUCCGCGCAUCUGUUUAACCGCGGCAGGGACCGCGGCUCAGAAAGCGGCGCAUCGUCGCCCACCCCACGGCCGUCCCCGGCCAAGCGGACGGGGUCGGUGCUUGGCCUCUCCCUGGGACGACGAGGCGGCGAGGCUCCCACCUCUCUGCCGAUCGAGAGGACCUUGGGUAUUCCCACAGUCAUGGACACAAACGGAAUGAUCGCCGUCGGUACCCAGGGCGGCCAUGUGGUCGUGUAUGGUUUCAAUCAGGAGGUUCGCUGUGUGCUCGGAAACGAGACAUCAGUACUGUCUGGACCGGUGACCGCUGUGACCAUCUGCCCGGAUCAGACGUGGAUCGGCGUUGGCCACGCCAGCGGCAACGUGUUCCUCUGGGAUUUGUCGCAUCCUUCCAAGCCGGGGCGCACAUGUCUCGCUGUUACGUUACAGCAAGUGCUCUCCGGCCGUAAAGAAGGUCACUUGCAGGGCACUCGGAUCAUCCACAUUGGCUUCGUCGGGAAGCGCCACACUUCCAUUGUCACUGCCGACGAGGAAGGACGUGCUUUCUGGUUCAGCCUGGGAAGGGUCAUGGGAGUCGACAGUAACGACGUUGUUCGCAUGCUGGGGUCCUAUCCGGAGCCGGAGCGCGAACGGCAGGAGCCACCGCGAGACUCUGUGCGUACAGAUGGCGAGACGUCGGCGCCCAGCUCAAUCCGUUUCCAGCAGCCCAAGAAACCCACCACGCUGUUUGCGGCGUUGCCACUGCCCAUUGGCACCGCACCGCAUGCGACAGAUGAGUUCCACAUCACCGCGCUCCUCACACCUGUCAAGCUCGUAAUCGUGGGCAUGAAGCCUUCAGCCAAGACGUGGUUCCGCAAGAUGCGCGACACGGCUGGUGGUGAAUACGGAGGUUUCGUGGGCUGCGCAGUUUGGCUCAAGCCGGGAGAGGUCAGGGCAGCCACGCCAACAACGCCUCCUUCCGAUCCUGUCCUGGCCUACUCGUGGGGCACGUCACUCCGCUUCCUCCGCGUUCGCGUGUCGGUUACUGAAGCUCUCGAACGGCCGCAGAGCGCUGGCAAGAGUGACAAGAAGCCCGUCCCACUAAAGACACCGGAGUUCAUUGAGGGGCGUCGCUGGGAAGCGCCAAAUCCUAUCCAGUCACUGCAUUGGUUCGAUUCGGAUCAUCUUCUGGUCAUCACCACCCAGGAGCUACUCUUGGUUAACGUUCGCACAAUGCGGCCGGUCGAGAACACACCCCUCCAGACAAAGCUCUUGACGUCCCAAGACUUCUACUCAGGGCUGAGCAUCCGUAAGGCGGGCAUUGACGUCGUGCCAAACACCAUCGCGAGCAGCGCCAGGACAUUCCGCGAGAAGCUCUUCCUUCUCACCAAAGCCAACGUUCAGGUCGGUACUCUGCAACACUGGAACGACCGCGUACUGGCGAGUGUUCACAAGGGAGACUUCCUGGGUGCUAUCAACUUGGCGCUGGCGUACUACGAGGGCAGAGCGACAGGCAACACAAUCGGUUUGCCGGAAGAUCCUGCAUCAAGGCGUGACGUCGUCGGUACUCGUGUCCGCGAACUGAUGAAGGCCUCACUAGAGUGGGCGUUCUCCGAAGAGCGCAUGCACGACGACACUCAUUUCAGUGCUGACGGGCGAGGGGUCGACCUCACGUCGCUCUUUGAGGGUCUCGCAACGGCAUGCAUCGACGCGUGUUUAGCCAUGCAUGAUGCCGAUUUUCUCUUCGACGAGGCGUACGAGCACUUUGCCAACGCGGGCAUCCAGAGCAUCUUCCUCACUCGCCUCGAGGGGUACAUCUUCGAGGAUCGCGUGUCUGAGGUACCGCCCCAUGUGGUCCAAGUCAUGAUUGCCAUGCACGAUCAGCAGGGCGAGUACGGCCUGGCCGAGGCUAUUAUCUGGCACAUUGCGCCUAACUCUCUUGACAUCAAUCAGGCCGUCACACUCUGCGAGAAGCACGAAUUGUGGGACGCCCUGAUUUACGUAUAUACCCGCGCAAUGGGGGACUACGCAGCGCCAAUUGUCAAGCUCAUCGGCAUUGUGUGUGUCAUCCAGCGCGCUCGUCGAGACAGGCCGAGCCUCGUUGGCGACAGUGGUGAACGAUCUGACGUGGAGGAGAGGCUCGCACCAGACGCGUACAAGCUCUAUGCGUAUGUCGCCAACGUCCUCUCUGGGCUGUGGUACCCGUCUGGCGAGCAAAUGCGGGAGAUCGACGCUACGCGCGCCCGGACAGCUGCAUAUGGCCUGCUCUUCUCUGACCGCACAGUAGAGUGGCCUGAGGGCUCGAAUGAGCUCGUUCGCACGGACCAGAGCGACUCUGGCGGCUUUGAGCCCGCAUACCCAUACUUGCGGUUGCUCCUUCAAUUCGAUACGGAGGCGUUCCUCCAUGCCAUGGACAUGGCGUUCGAGGACUCGUACCUUAAUGACCCAUCUCGCGCGAUCAAUCGCCAGACCAUCAUCAACCUCAUGCUCGACGUGAUGGAUGAUGGAUUCCACUCAAGCGACGUGACUUUCCUGCACAUCUUCGUCGCUCGCAACCUACCAAAGUACCCGCAGUUCAUUUUCAUCCCUCCAUCAACAUCGCACCGUAUUCUUGUCAGCCUCGCUUCCGACCCCGACCAGUCUACGCGCGAGGAUCGACAACUUGCCGCCGAGUACCUUCUCUCGGCGUACACGCCUCACGACGCCGAUCAGAUGUUGAGCCGCUUUGAGCAGGCGGGCUUCUUCCGCAUCCUACGCGCCGCCUACCGGCGUGACCGGAAGUGGGGUGCCUUGAUCGAUACGCUUCUCAGGGACCCAGAUGCCGAUGAUGGCGUCUUUGCCAGUCUUGAUGAGAUCAUCACGUCGUCCAAGAUGUCGCUCGGUGUUGUCCCCGACGAGGUGGAGACGGCAAUGUCAAAUGCUUUGCCCCAUCUCUUCGACCUGAGCGUGCGGCAGACAGCGCUCCUCCUCGACAGGUCCCUUCCCACGCUGCACGAUUUGGCAAUUCAAACGCUCGACGAGGCUGAGCACAAGCAGGCAGCAUAUUUGCGUUGUCUGCUUGAUCCAAGAGCAGAUGAAAACGAAAGUGAUGGCGGAGAGGCUGAAGCAGUGCUCAGUGAGCCGUCGAAGCACCUCCAUAGCGGUGCGCGGCUCAGGUAUGCUUCACUCUUGGCACAACACGACCCCAGCGCGGUCAUCCCCUUCCUCGACGAGCAGGGCAAGGCAGCUUUCGAUCUCCCUCUCCUGGCGGAGCGAUUUGAGGCCGCCGGUGUACCGGAUGGUCAGCUGUGGGCUCUUGAUCGCAAUGGGCAGCGGAAAGAAGUGUUUGAGACGAUCGGCACGGUGCUGGCGUCACGCGGCGCCGAUCUAGCCGAGGGCAUUCACACGCACUCGGAAGGUGACAUACACCAGGCGCUGGCAACGCUUCAGAGCGUUUCGCAUAUGGCCAUCCGCCUAUGUCGAGAACACUCGUGCGAGAGCGCAGCCGAGGAUAUGUGGUUCGGCGUCCUACAUUCAACCACGGACCUCGUGCACUCGGUCUCGGCGCUGACCUCCGAAGAAGGAGAUUUGGCUGCAUCGGUGCUUGAGACGCUCCGCGGGCUGGUGCAGGACACGCUGCAGGCUCUGCUCUCUACCUCGUCGUCACACCUCUCCUUCGCGCGCCUUUUCAAGCGCCUUGUUGAAGCGGCGCCGACCGGGAAAGGCAAGAGGAAAAAGACGAAGGGCGGGGCGCGCGCCUACUCCGAGUUCCGCGCAAUACUCAGCGGCAUGCUUGACUCAUUCCGACAGGACACGGAUGUGCUGUCCCUCAGCAUCAGAUUGGUGGACGCGGACAUGUUCGAGCUGCUUGAGGAGAAGGUCGCCAAAAGCCAAGCGGGAUGGCGCACCACCUCAAUUACAUGUGCAGAGUGUCACAAACCCCUCUGGCGGGCGGGUGACAAAGUAGACGUGCGCGCCAACGGCACAGCGGUGCACGAGGUGUGCUAGCACAGUAUCAAUAUAUGUACAUUAUUAGAGCCAGUAUUUGCUACCUCGGCGCUAUCGCCUCCUCGUGGGACUAUCAGGCGCCGCGGCGUCCUCUAGCCGACCUCCAUGAUACGUAACCAUCUCGUCCUGCUGAUGCAAAACGAACUGACCGCCGUC